Loxodonta africana (African savanna elephant) is the source of this 3788-nucleotide messenger RNA. RefSeq names its product F-box DNA helicase 1 (gene FBH1). Gene Ontology annotation, molecular function: 3'-5' DNA helicase activity; DNA binding; hydrolase activity. Gene Ontology annotation, biological process: replication fork processing; double-strand break repair via homologous recombination. The transcript is spliced from 20 exons. Gene Ontology annotation, cellular component: nucleus. The record is from RefSeq and is a predicted model, not a curated record. NCBI's taxonomy places the organism in Eukaryota, Metazoa, Chordata, Mammalia, Proboscidea, Elephantidae. The coding region runs from base 145 to 3006 and encodes 953 amino acids.
AAUUCUUGGUGUUCACGAUCCGAGCCACGGGAGGAGCUCGCGCUUCCCUGGGAACGGUGGGACUCGGAGGCUGGCAGGCCACGGCCCCGGCAGUAGCGGCAACGACCCGGUCAGCGGCGCGGGAGCGCUGGUCCGGAGCGCCAUAUGAGACGGUUUAAGCGGAAGCAUCUUACAGCCAUCGACUGCCAACAUUUGGCUCGGAGUCACUUGGCUGUGACCCAGCCCUUCAGUCAAAGAUGGACAAACAGAGAUCCGAACCAUGGUCUCUAUCCUAGACCCAGAGCAAAAAGAGGGAGUAGGGGUCAAGGACGUCAAAGAUACAUCACUGAAUUCUUCUUAGCUCGCCACCGGCAGUGCACCAAUGACAUGGCCAAAAGCAAUUCUGUUGGCACGGACAACUGUAAGGACUCUGAGGGUGAAAUGAUCUUUCCUGCAGAGGGCAAUUAUGCCUUACCUCAGGAAGGUGAUGGGGAAGCUAGGUUGGGCUCUUCAGGAUCUACUCUGCCUUCAAGGAAGCGGUCCCGGUCGUUUGAGGAAGACAGUAAUCAAGCUACAGGGACCAGCCAGUGGCAUAGGGUUUCUAAGAAAACCCCAAGGCAUCAUUUGUCCAUGUCAUGCACAAGGCCUAGGGAAGAUAGGCAAGAAGCAGAGGACUGUUUCUCACAGCUCUCUGCAGAGUCUGGAGAAUCUAAUGAAGAAGUCGAGGACAUUGGUCCUGAUUCCAUUCCUGAUACAUACUAUGGACUUCUUGGGACCUUGACCUGUCAAGAACCCCCGAGCCUCAUUUGUAGCCUGCCUAGUGAAGUCCUGAGGCAUAUCUUUGCUUUCCUCCCUGUGGAGGAUCUCUAUUGGAAUCUAAGCUUGGUUUGCCACCUUUGGAGGGAGAUAAUCAGUGAUCCAUUGUUCAUUCCUUGGAAAAAGCUGUAUCAUCGAUAUCUGAUGAACGAAGAGCAAGCUGUGAGCAAAGUGGAUGGCAUCCUCUUGAACUAUGGCAUAGAAAAGGAGUCAGACUUGUGUGUGCUGAACCUUAUUCGAUAUACAGCUACCACGAAAUGCUCCCCGAGUGUAAAUCCCGAAAGGGUGCUGUGGAGCCUGAGGGAUCAUCCCCUCCUUCCUGAGGCAGAGGGAUGCGUGCGUCAACACCUACCUGAUCUGUUUAUUGCUGCUGGGGGUGUCAACGUGUGGGCUUUGGUAGCAGCCAUUGUUCUCCUCUCCAACAAUGUGAAUGACAUCCAGCAGCUGCUUUUCUGCCUCAGGAGACCUAGUUCCACAGUGACCAUGCCAGAGAUCACUGAGACCUUAUACUGCAUAGCUGUGCUUCUCUACGCCAUGAGGGAGAAGGGAAUUAACAUCAGCAAUAGGAUUCACUACAACAUUUUCUAUUGCCUGUAUCUUCAGGAGAAUUCUGGGACUCAGAUCACAAAAGUUAAAGAGGAACCAUCUGUUUGGCCAGGCAAGAAAACAACCAUUCAACUUACAAAUGAGCAACAGCUGAUUCUGAAUCAUAAGAUGGAACCUCUCCAGGUGGUAAAAAUUAUGGCAUUUGCAGGCACAGGGAAGACCUCUACUCUGGUCAAGUAUGCUGAAAAGUGGUCUGAGAGCAGGUUUCUUUAUGUGACAUUCAACAAGAGCAUCGCAAAGCAGGCUGAGCUUGUCUUCCCCAGCAAUGUCACCUGCAAAACCUUUCACUCCAUGGCUUAUGGACACGUCGGGCGGAAGUACCAAUCAAAGAAGAAAUUGAAUCUCUUCAAGUUAACACCCUUCAUGGUGAAUUCUGUCCUUGCCGAAGGGAAAGGCGGAUUCAUAAGGGCCAAGCUAGUAUGCAAGACUUUGGAAAACUUCUUUGCCUCUGCUGAUGAAGAACUAACUAUUGAUCAUGUGCCUAUUUGGUGUAAGAACAACCAAGGCCAGAGAGUCAUGGUUGAACAGAAUGAAAAACUGAAUGGUGUCCUCGAAGCGAGCAGACUUUGGGACAACAUGCGGAAGCUGGGGGAAUGUAAAGAAGAGGCUUACCAAAUGACUCAUGAUGGCUAUUUGAAACUCUGGCAGCUGAGUAAGCCUUUGCUUGCCUCUUUUGACGCCAUCUUUGUGGAUGAGGCCCAGGACUGUACCCCAGCUAUCAUGAAUAUAGUUCUGUCUCAGCCGUGUGGAAAAAUCUUUGUAGGGGACCCACACCAACAGAUCUAUACCUUCCGUGGUGCAGUCAAUGCUCUAUUUACAGUCCCACAUACUCACGUCUUCUAUCUCACCCAGAGUUUUAGAUUUGGUGUGGAAAUAGCUUAUGUGGGAGCUACUAUCUUGGAUGUCUGCAAGAGAGUAAGGAAGAAGACUUUGGUUGGAGGAUACAAUCAGAGUGGCAUUAGAGGCGAUACAAAGGGGCAAGUGGCCCUGUUGUCCCGGACAAAUGCCAAUGUGUUUGAUGAGGCUGUGCGGGUGACUGAAGGAGAAGUGCCUUCAAAGAUACAUUUGAUUGGGGGGAUUAAAUCAUUUGGAUUGGACAGAAUCAUUGAUAUUUGGAUCCUUCUUCAGCCAGAGGAAGAACGGAAGAAACAAAACCUCAUUAUUAAAGACAAAUUUAUUAGAAGAUGGGUACACAAAGAAGGCUUUAGUGGUUUGAAGAGGUAUGUGAUUGCUGCCGAGGAUAAGGAGCUUGAAGCCAAGAUUGCCGUGGUUGAAAAGUAUAAUAUCAGGAUUCCAGAACUGGUGGAAAGGAUAGGAAGAUGCCAUAUAGAAGAUUUGGACUUUGCAGAGUACAUUUUGGGCACUGUGCACAAAGCCAAGGGAUUGGAGUUUGAUACAGUGCAUGUCUUGGAUGAUUUUGUGAAAGUGCCUUGUGCCAGGCAUAAUCUCGCACAGCUCCCCCACUUCAGAGUUGAGUCAUUUUCUGAGGAUGAAUGGAAUUUACUGUAUGUUGCAGUGACUCGUGCCAAGAAGCGCCUCAUCAUGACCAAAUCAUUGGAAAACAUUUUGACUUUGGCUGGGCUUUUACAUUCCAAUCACCAAUAAUUAUCAAUGCAUCCUGAUUGCCUGUUCGAUCAAUUUCAGACUGCAGCAGCUGAUAAAAAUCUCCAAUUUCUUCAUCUUUGGCCUUAGUGGUUGGUGGGUAAGUUUGAAUAAUAGUCAUAUGAACUGGUCUUCUUUGUAGGUGUUUGGAUAUUAUCGUAUCACUGACAGCGUUGCACUUCAGGAUAGAUCUUGAAAUGUUCUUUUUGGAGAUGAAUGCAACGCCAUUCCUCUUCAAGUUGUCAUUCCCGGCCUAGUAUACUAUAUGAUGUCCAAUUCAAAAUGGCUGAUACCAGUCCACUUCAACUCACUAAUGCCUAGGAUAUCAGUGUUUAUGCAUUCCGUUUCAUUUUUGAUGAUUUCCAGUUUUCCUAGAUUCAUGCUUUGUACAUUCAAGGUUCCGAUUAUUAACGCAUGUUUGCUGGUGUUUCUUCUCAUUUUUGAGUCAUGCCACAUCAGCAAAUGAAGGUCCUGAAUGUUUUACUUCAUCUGUAUCGUUAAGGUCGACUGUACUUUGAGGAGGCAGCUCUUCCUCAGUCGUCUUUUGAGUGCCUUCCAACCUGGGGGAUCAUCUUCUGGCACUAUAUCAGACAGUGUCCUGCUCCUAUUCAUAAGGUUUUCACUGGCUGAUUCUUUUCGGAAGUAGACUGCCAGGUACUUCUUCUAGCCUGUGUCAAGUCUGGAAGCUCAGCUGAAACCUCUCCUCCAUGGGUGACCCUGCUGGUACCUGAAUAUUGGUGGCAUAGCUUCCAGCAUCAUAGCAACACAAUACGACAAACUGACAG